Molecule: messenger RNA, 2064 nt
Organism: Entamoeba histolytica HM-1:IMSS
Lineage: Eukaryota; Evosea; Mastigamoebida; Endamoebidae
Product: Rho guanine nucleotide exchange factor, putative
Exons: 3
Coding region: 1-2064 (687 amino acids)
Molecular function (GO): aminoacyl-tRNA deacylase activity; guanyl-nucleotide exchange factor activity
Source: RefSeq, a predicted model, not a curated record
AUGGGUUUGUAUGUAUUAAUAUUAUUAAUAAAACCACGAUUUCACUUACAUCCCUCUCGUCCACUAGAAUGUUCUUAUAGACAAUUAGAUACUUUGAUUACUAUUAUUACUGAUGAAAAACCAUAUUGUACAUUAAGAUGUUAUAAUAGUGCUUUAGAACAUAAUAUCACUUCUUCUUGCCUUUGUAGAGUAACUGGAGAUUAUUAUAAUAUGCCAUUUGAAUAUAGAAGAAAACAAUUAAAUUCUGAAUCAAUAACUCAAUUAUGUAAGUCAUUAAUCCUUGAAAAUACAGCUUUUCCAGAUGAUGGAAUUGAAACACCAACAUUUUCAAGAUUUUAUUUAUUAAUUGUUCAAUAUGUAGCACAAAUGCAAUCUCAUAAAUUAUUUAAAUAUCUAAGAACAAUUAAUCCAACUGUCCCAAAGAAAUAUUUUCAUUUUAGGGUUGCUGAUGAAAGUGAAGCAAUUACUAUUUCUGGAUUUGAACACAAUGCUAUUACUCCAUUUGGAAUGAAUAAAGAAUUACCAAUAGUUCUUGCUGAUGAUAUUACUAAAUUACCAGGUGAUUAUUGUUGGAUUGGAGGUGGAGAAAUUGACGUUAAAUUAGGGUUCAAUGUUUCAGAAUUUAUUGAAAAAAUGAAACCAAUGUUUAGUGCUUAUCAUAAAAUUAUUGAUUAUGUGAUUAACCUUGAAAAAAAAUCAAAUUCAUUCAGACCACCUGUCCCAACUCAUCCACUGCCACCAACUCCUACUCCUAAAGUACCAUUUCGUUCUAGAAGUCUCACAGUAUCUUCAGAAAGAGUAAGUAAUUCUCAAAAAGAUGAAGAAAAACGAACCAUUAAAAAGAAAAAACCCUUACUUAGCUUUUCUUCAAUGUUAGAAAGAAAAAGAGUUAAUCCUGAAGAAACUAAAACAAGUGCUAAAGAUGAUUUGACUAUAGCUAAAACAAAAAAUGAAAUAAAGCAUGAACGAAGAAAAACUUGUAGUGCUGUCGGAUUAAAUGCUUUAGCAGUUAUUUCUAAGUCAACAAUAGUGAUUAAAGAAUGUGAAUAUAAAGAAAUAACAAAAAUUGAAAGUGCAUGUAAAGCAUUUGUUGCACAAAAAGGAUAUGAUUUAGAAACAAUAAAAUUAAGAAGAGAAGCUGUUAAAGAAUUAUAUGAAACAGAAGUAAGUUUUUGUGAUAAAAUGUCAUUAUUAAACACUCAUUUUAGAAUACCAAUGAUGCAAUUAAAAAAUAAUGGACUUAUUCUACAAAAACCAUUUGAUAAUGUCUUUCUUACUUUAGAAGAUUUAAUAAUAUGUAGUAAAAUGUUCAUAGAAAAAUUAAAACCAGUUGUAGAACAUUUUAAUUAUAAUACUUGUUUAGGUAAUUUAAUGGAAGAUUUAUUAUCUAACGUAUGGCCAUAUAUCAGGUUUAGCAUUGAUUAUAAUAUUGCUCAAAGUGAGUUAAAAUUUUUAAAGACAUAUCCAUGUGUUCAGAAGUUAUUAAAAGAUAAAGCAAAAGAACCUUCUUUAGAUAAUCAAACUAUUGAAGGAUUAUUAAUCCAACCAGUACAACGAAUCAUGAGAUAUCCAAUUUUAUUGAAACAAAUAUUGAAACGAACUUCAAAAAGUCAUCGAGACUACAAAACAUUAUUCGAAGCAAAUGCAGAUUAUACUUUUUUCAUUCACGAAGUAAAUGAACGAGCAAAAUUACGAGAUAAACUUAUUGAAGUUAGUCAAAUUUUAAAUGACAUUAACUUAAUUCAACCAUGGAGAUAUUUCUUAAGAGAGAAUAAAGUAUCGUUAAAUGGAAAACAUAAAAUGGUUUAUUUACUAAAUGAUAUGAUUUGUUGGGAAGGUGAUAAAAUUUUAGUUGAUAAUAAAGUAAUAUUAGAAACACCAAAAGCAACAACUUUAAUAGUAAAAAGAAAUCAUGAUAGUAUUAGUCUUAAAUUUGAACAAGAAAGUGAUGCAAAGGAUUGGAAAACAGUACUAGAUGAUAUUAUAGCAAAUGAUAAAUGGAGAACAAAUAAUGAAAAGAAUUGGUUUGCAACUUUAUGUAAAUUCAAGAGUAGUUGGCUUUAA